GUUCAACAUCCUGCUGACAGCACAGCUUUCCUCACCCUCCAGCAGUAUUUCUGACCAGUAUGGACGAAAGGGGUGGGAAAACAAAGAACUUUUCUUCAGGUAGUCUGGUAACCCGAUCUGUAAGGUGACUCAGCCUCUUCGAACAACAGCUGUUUCGGGGACAUGCAGUGGUUAGCACACAGUGUUAAAGUCUGUGCUGCCACUUCCUGGUUUCUGCCUGGUGAAUGAUCUGAACUGCGGCAUGAUCACAGCAUUUAAAUGGACUUCUCACACUCCCCCCCCCCCAGAAAAGAGAGACCAGAGAGAGCAGGCUAACACUGAGAGACAGUGCAAAGGAAUAGAGGCAUCAGGAAAGAGCCCACAAACCACUUGUGCAGAGCUGCUGCUAUCAAACUGAUGAAGACAGAAGCUCUUGAAAGAAAACUACAUGGAGAGUCCUAUGAGGGAAAGAAGUGAAGUUUUGUUUGCAUAUCAUAGCUCACUUCUCCUGCAAGCCUUGACAGUACUGUAAAACGUGAGAGAUCCUUAAGUGUACCAAUGGAAAAGACAGAUGACAUGCAUAGCUGCCAGGAUAAGCAUGAAGAGGAGAUCCCAGAGAGUUCCCCGUUUGACUUUGUUAUGAAACAGCUCCAAAGAAAAAGGUCAUCUCCUGGAAAGAAAGAGCAGCCUUCAGCCAUGAAAAAAUUCUUCAGGGGCUUUGACUUUGGGAAAUCUGAAGGCAAGGACAGAAGGGAAAUUGAAGAAACAAAAAUAUACAAUUCUGGAGCUAACGAUCAGAGUGAGAAGGAAGAUCUCUCUGCAGAAGAUGGAAUUUCACAUCUCAUUUCUGAAGCAGAGUCACCAUCUGAUGACCAGAUAUUUAACCAAUUCAUGCAGAAACUGGGGAAGAAACCCAACAGCAAGAAUCUGGAUCUAAAUAAUUGUGCAUUAAGUGCAGCAGAUGUAACAGAGCUGGCUUCUUUACUGCCCUUUCUCCCAGAGCUGGAAGAAAUCAGGCUGUCCUGGAAUGGUCGUGUUGGUGGGACUUUGAAAGCUCUCACUGUUCAUCUUCAUCAUGUAAACCUGUUAAAAGUCCUUCAACCUAACAACUGCAGACUAACAGCUGAGGAUGUCACCUCCUUAGGAGAGGCAUCUGAAAUUGUUUCUCAACUUGAAGAACUGGAUUUAUCAUGGAACAGUAACAUAGGUGGAAAACUAUCACUCCUGACAAAAAAAAUCCAGAAAGGAUGCAAGUUAAAACUUCUGAAAAGACUGUACCUAACGACAAAAGAUGGAGAAUCCCUUGCUGAAAUUCUAAAUGUGAUCCCAAACCUUGAAGUAUUAGAUCUCUCUAUCAACAAACUCAUCGGCUGCAGGAUGAAGGUUAUUGCUCAGGCUCUGAAAAAUGUGCCAGGCUUGAAGGAGUUAAACUUGCACAUGUGUGGAUUAAAGCAAGACAGCCUCCAGGCUUUAGACUCCGCCUUACAGCACCUUGCAGACCUAAGGAAAUUAGACAUAUCAUGUAACAAAGAGACUGGUGGUGGCUUUAAAGACUCAACAGCUCAUUUGGCCAGCUUGAAAAAUCUCGAAGUCCUUGAUCUCCACCAGUGCUGUGUAGCAGAAGAGGACAUGAUCAUUUUGUCCCAGGUGAUACCUUUACUCUUCAGUCUUCAAGAGCUGAAUUUAUCCUCAAAUAAAAAUGUAGGCGUCUCAUCAGGACUUCUUCUGGGCAGGCUCAGGUUUUUACCGAAGUUGAAGUCUGUGGCCAUCAGCAAUUGUGGUUUAGGUGAAGAGUCGUUUUCAUCACUAGCUGAGGCUGCCCUUCACCUUCCUGAACUGGAGAUAUUAGACCUUUCCUGGAAUAAGUGCGUUGGUGGGAACCUAAAGCUGCUUUUGGGAGCACUAAAGCUUGCAAUGGAGAUUCAAGUGUUAAGACUGAGCAGCUGUAACUUGGUGGAUGAAGAUUUGGCACUUCUAACAUUGCUGACGCAGGAUGGUCACCUAGCCAGAUUACAGAAGCUGGAUUUGAGUUAUAAUAACAACGUAUCUGACGAAGGAUAGGUCAUAUUCUGUUGAGGCUUAACAGUAUUCAAAGAACUCUCAGAGCUGGAUGUCAGUCUUUGCCCAUUGUCCUGCCGUGACUGUGGGAUGUGGUUCAGUGAGUUGUUAGCAGCACUGACAAAGCUACCUGCCUUGGCAGAGCUGAGGAUGCAAAGAUGGGUCCUUUCAGAAUUACAACGGGAACAACUGGAAAGCUUUAAUCAAGACAACAAAAGAAACAUUCAUUUUAACUGUUGAUGGAGGUUGAAGGCUUCUGGAAGGCCUUUCACAAGCAGCACAUGAACCAAGUAUUAUGUGUCUCUGACUUAGAAGACAGCCCAGGUUUUAGUAAUCUCGUCUCAUAAGAACUACUGGAAUAGUUCCACAAUUACAAAAAACUCAUUUAACCUUCUGCAUGCACAGAUUAUUCCAUUUAAUAACAUACUCUCUCAGAUUCUCUGGGCCAUGCUCACACUACUAUAUAUGCUUAAUCUUUGUGUUGUGAAUACUGCAGUGACUACUGUCAAAUGAGCAACAAUGAUUUCAGAUGGACACACUGCAGGUUUGCCAAGAGCAGGAAGUGGCUGGGGUGUUUGCUAAUGCAGGUGGCUGAGCAGUGUGAAUGUGGCCUCAUUUAUGUAAGAAAAAUGUCUGGAAAUACUUGAAACCUCUAUGUUUUAAAUUUUAGUCUCUUCUCCCCCAAAACUUUUGCCUCUUUGUGAAUCUAUAAAAUUGUGAGAUUUGGACAGCAUCCCAACAAUUCAGGAUUAUAUAUUAGUCCAGUAAGGAAAAUACAUAAGGAGCUGAUCUUCCUCUGCUCAGCCCUUGAUGCCAUCUCAUAGUGUAGAUGAGUCCUGUGUACAGAAUCAACAUAAAAUCAAGUUGAUUGGUGUCUUUGCAGGUCUCAGGGACAAGGGAAAUGCUGUGGUAGGUUAAGUGAGAGAGCUGUCCUGCUACCUUAGCAAGGAAGUUUGUAUACAGAGCAAUCCAAAAGCAUUCUGGGUAAGGCUAUGCAAAGACUUCAGGAAACUUCAGAGAUGCCCCUUCUCAUCCUGAGCUGUUUCAGACUGCACCUUCUGUACAGACCCUUUUAUGACAUGCAGCACAAAAAAAAAAAAAAAAAAA
Messenger RNA from Pezoporus flaviventris, 3144 nucleotides. It is a transcript of the gene LRRC31, whose product is annotated as leucine rich repeat containing 31. Lineage: Eukaryota; Metazoa; Chordata; Aves; Psittaciformes; Psittacidae. The record is from RefSeq and is a predicted model, not a curated record. Gene Ontology annotation, molecular function: protein binding.